Diaporthe batatas is the source of this 693-nucleotide messenger RNA. RefSeq lists its product as uncharacterized. Bases 1 to 693 code for a protein of 230 amino acids. NCBI's taxonomy places the organism in Eukaryota, Fungi, Ascomycota, Sordariomycetes, Diaporthales, Diaporthaceae. The transcript is spliced from 3 exons. The record is from RefSeq and is a predicted model, not a curated record.
AUGCGCCUAGUUCUGAUGAUUGCCCUCGUGGCAAAUGUCUUAGCAACCAACAUACUUCUACCACUCUACGUCUGGCCGGCAAGUGGAGCUUGGAACAACGUAUACGAGGCUAUCGAGAUGAAUAGCCAGCUCACUUUUCAAAUCAUCAUCAAUCCUAACUCCGGCCCCGGAGUCAACGGCAUCUUCUUCGACGAAAUACCCAACGAAGAAGACCAGGGCGACAGCGAGAGCGUUACAUUUUUAGCAUCGCUGGUCAAGGCUGCAAGGUCCACCUUCGGUGUCCACCCUUUCAAGAGCAUAUUCAACCCCGGCACAAUCCCACAACACACCGAGCUAUAUGAUUUGGCGGACUACAUAGUCGUUUUUGAGUCAGAGGCUUCCUCGUACAAAGAAGCGGUCCUUUCAAGUCAUAUUCCAUCUGGGAAGGCGAGUAAAUCAUCCAUCUUAGUGUACAACUUUGAGAGAGAGGGAGACAAGGGACAACUCGAGACUUGGUUGCAAGGUAUGAUAUCCAUUGGAGUGGGUAGCGCCAACAUUCUGAAUGCAGGGUACGACGAGGCCACCAGUGAUGACGACCCGGCUGGUAUUUCAACUGUCGCUUCAAUAUUGUCUGCUGGGGUCAGAUCCACAGCCACGCCUCCCAACGGCACCAGUUGCAGAUGUCAUUCGGGAGGGCAUCCUGGUGGGCUUUGA